Molecule: messenger RNA, 1185 nt
Organism: Neltuma alba
Lineage: Eukaryota; Viridiplantae; Streptophyta; Magnoliopsida; Fabales; Fabaceae
Product: probable polygalacturonase At3g15720
Exons: 7
Coding region: 1-1185 (394 amino acids)
Biological process (GO): carbohydrate metabolic process
Molecular function (GO): polygalacturonase activity
Source: RefSeq, a predicted model, not a curated record
AUGAAUAUGCAAGGCUUAUUUGCUAUCCUCUUCCUGUGCUUUGUUACUUCUUCACAAGCUGAUCCUAUUUUUGACGUCCUCAAGUAUGGUGCUUCGGGGAAUGGACAAACUGAUGAUUCACAAGCUUUCAUGAAAGCAUGGAAAGAUGUUUGUAAAGCAACAAAGGGCUAUCCAACCCUUCUGGUGCCAAAGGGAAGAACGUUUGUGCUGCAGCCCAUGGUUUUCCAAGGUCCUUGCAAGGCUCCAUCCAUUAAUUUUAAGAUUCAAGGAACCAUAAGGGCUCCAAGAGGCAUCAGUUCUUGGAAAUGGCCGAGCAGUGAUAGAAACACAUGGCUUCAAUUUGAAUACAUAAAACGACUUGUUGUGGAUGGCAGAGGAGUUUUUGAUGGCCAAGGUGCACCAUGGUGGGACUGUUUCAAAAAGUCCAAAUGUCAAAGACCACGUGCUAUAUCAUUUCACGCUUGUGAGGGGCUUAGAGUUAAUAGGGUGAAUGUGAUUAACAGCCCCGCAGGUCACAUAUGCUUAAGUAGUUGCAAUAGCUCUGUUGUCUCCAACAUCCACCUUCGUGCUCCUAAGGAUAGCCCUAACACUGAUGGCCUUGGAAUCUCCGAGUCAUCCCAUGUCACAAUCCGAGAUUCUACCAUGGAAGUUGGUGAUGACUGCGUGGCCAUUAACGGAGGUUCCUACAUGAACAUUAGCGGCAUCUUCUGCGGACCUGGUCAUGGCAUAAGCAUCGGAAGCCUGGGAAGUGGUGGAAGCUACGGCGCAGUGGAAGAAGUCCAUGUCAGAAAUUGCACCUUCACCAGAUCUUCAAAUGGAGCGAGAAUCAAGACUUGGGAGGGAGGAUUUGGGUAUGUCAGAAAGGUCACAUUUGAGGACAUACUACUGAAAGAUGUUCAGUACCCAGUGCUCAUUGACCAACACUACACUGCUUAUACUGCAGCUGACAACAAAAAGGCUAUAAAAAUCAGUGACAUUACAUACAGGAAUUUCCGAGGAACUUCAACUUUAGAGGAAGCAGUCAAAUUGAUGUGUGAUAAUGCCGUAGGAUGCACCAACAUUCUGUUGGACGAUAUCAAAAUUACAUCGUCUGAUCCUAAAAUGAAGACCAAGGCCACCUGCUCGAAUGCUCAUGGCAAAAGUUCUGCCUCCAACAUUCCUCAAGUUUCAUGCCUUCUAAAGUGA